AUGGACGUAGAUCUUUUGCGCCCUGGUAUGAUACCAAUCGCACCCAACACUAAACUUUGGUUUGAAUUUCUCAUCGAACCAUCCCUCCUCGAAGAACAUUUGAACAACCCUCAUGCAGAUCCUAGUGCCACAGAACUACUAAUAAAAUUUCUUUAUUCGUCCAUGGAGAGGCCAAAAGACUUGCCACUGAUUGAUAUUGACGAUUUAAUGGAUAACUCAAGGAUUGACAAAAAAAUUGAAUAUCGAAAACGUAAAAAGUAUGAAUGCUUAACAAUAUGGGCUAUGAAAAUUGUCAGUUUUUGGGAAUGGGACCUAAACAUCUUACAAACCAGGGUUCCAAUAAGUCUUCAGAUAAUAUUUGUCCAAGACCUUUUAGAUUUAGUAUCAAAUGGUAUGAAUUUAAUUGAUUUUGAGUCUCACAUCUCAAUUGAAGAUUUAUCACAGUUAAAAGACGAACAAAUAUUUGCUAUUGCACUAUUUCAUCGAUGGACCUUAAAUGUGAUUAUAAACUAUACACUAUCCAAAAAAUCAUCAUUUACUUUAGGUCCUGUACAAGAUGGAAAUGAAGAUGUUCUAUUAAAAUUAGAGAUGCAAAGUGAACUUAGUGAAAAAUCUUGCAAUUGGUUUAAAGGCCUAACUGUGUCAUCAGCUGAAUUUCUUUCUCAGAUAAUGUAUGAUUACGCAAAGUAUAAAUUCUUUAAAGCACAAUAUGAAGAAGCUGGUAUUUAUUUUAAAAAGUGUAAAAAGUUAAAUAUGAACUUAACACCAAGUUUAUUUCAUAAAAUAAAACUAGAAGAAUUAAAUGGAUUCUGUGCAGCCUGUUCAUCUGAAAUAACGGAAAAAUCAAGUUUAUUAAUGCAGUUUUUGUAUUCUACCCAAACCAAUCAUAAUAAAACUGAUAACCAGAUUAUGGAGAUUCCAAUGUUUUUAAGAGACGCAUUGGAACUUGACUUGGCUUCCAUGUUAUCCUUGGGAAAAUUCACUGCAUCAAGAGACAUGUUACUUCAUAUACAUACAAUGAAUGCUAUUCGAAGAGCAUCAGUAACUUCUGGAGAAAUUGUGUUAUUACCUCCUGAAGAUUAUGUUACAAAAAUUAAAUUUAACCUCAGAGGUCCUGAAAUAUUUUUAAAGGAUAUAAAACUUUGUACGCAAAUUAAAGAUAAAAAAUUUAGAAAAAACAUAAAAAUGUUUGUGUGUAAUGUUUUACUAAAAUGUCCUAAGAACUUGGUAAAAGACAUUUUAAAAGAUGGACAUGAAGAAAUACAUGAAUUAUUUGGCGAUGAAGACAUACAUAAAUUACUAACGUUACCUGAAGAUAUACCAACUAUUAAUAUUGAUAUGUCUAAACGUUUGGAUCGAUUAAAAAUCACCCAAAUAAAUAAUGUUAAUGUACAAAAAGUUUUAUUAAAAAACAAAAUAAGUAUUGAAUAUGAUUCAAGCAACUUACGUAGUUUACUACAACAAUUACACAAAAUGGAUGUGGAUCCAAUGUUUAGUAUUUUAGAUAUAAAUUAUGAAUGGCAAGUUCCUUUACCUUUGCAUAGUCUUUUAAUGGGAUUACCUAAUGGAUUAUUUAAAUUUUUGGUUAUUAUUUUAAUUGCUAAAUCGAAAGAAAUGAUAAAGUUAAAUGACUUUGAAAGAGCAAAAUUGUUACUACGAGAAGCUGAAACCGAAACAAAAAUUAAUAAUAACAUUAUGUACUCCAAAAUUAGACAAUUAAUUUCAUGGGAAGGAUUAUAUACUGAAAUGCUUCAAUUCCAGUAUGAAUUCAAAAAUUUUGCCAUUGGAGAUCUUGUGGAACGCUGUAAGCAAUGCCUAGAAUUUGUACAAAGUGAUAAUCUAAUACCACGCCAAGAAAUAGCUGAACAAUGUGUAUUAACUCUAUUAAAUGUUGGUGAAUGGGAAUAUUUGACAAAAAGGCAUUAUAAUUGCUUUAAAUUACCAUUAGCUAUUGCUUAUACUUGUCUUGAUGUUAAUAAAUUUAAAGGUACUAAAAAAAGUGCUAAAGAAGUAUGGGAUUUGAUUCUACCAGUGUUUGAUUAUGGUUAUUCAGCUACUAAUAAAAGACCCUUAGAUGGUGAUCCUCAAUGUACUCAAAACCGAGUACUAAGCCAAAAUGACAUAAUGCGUGUAUUUUUGAGUUUAAGGGACCAAAAUGCCAUUCAAAUAGUUCUUUCAUUAUUAGCAAAAAUUCAAAAUGUUCUUAGAGAUGAAUCUGCCAUGGAACUUAUAAUGCCUUUCCUCAAUAUUUGGCCAGUCGUUCCCAACAAUAUGAGUAUUCCUCUAAGAAAUAUAACGGAAGUAUUGGGAAUUGUAUUAACCGAAUCACUCAAGUACCAUCCAAAUCAUAUAAUUUUAUUGAAACUAAAAGGCGAUCUGCAAUAUGUAAUGGGCCACUACAGUUCUGCAAUGAAAUGGUAUCUGGAAGCCAUUGUUAUAGUCAGCGACUACUUUGCACGGCCGGUUUUAAAGCCAAUGAUUGAAGAUUAUGUUUAUAAAAGAAUGAUGAAAUGUUGCAUGCAAAUGCAAAAUUUUACACAGGCAGCAAUAUUAUGUCUGUUUCAAGAAGAAAUAGAUUAUGCAACUGCAUUCAAAUGCGCUUCUGAGACAAAUUCAUGUGAUGCUUUGGAUGAAUAUUAUGAUUAUAUAUGGGAUAUAAGUUUGUUGGAAUUCCUUAUAUAUUGGCAUACUAAAUUAAACCAUCAGGAACAUAGACAAAAGCUUUUGAAAACAAUUGGUGCGUUGGAGUUAAAUGCAAAUAAUAAUGAAGAAAUUAAAAGAGAAGCAGCCAAUAUAAGAAAACUAAAAUUUUUAAGAGCACUAUCACAGCAAUAUGUACAUCCAUAA
This is a messenger RNA of Macrosiphum euphorbiae (potato aphid), 2847 nucleotides long. Lineage: Eukaryota; Metazoa; Arthropoda; Insecta; Hemiptera; Aphididae. The record is from the annotation of a GenBank genome assembly.